AGCACUCUGCCUUCCCAGGCAGGCAGCUUGUCACUGCUUUCAGCAAUGUACCUGCCUCAACGCCAGAAGCCAUGGAGGAGAUAAGGUAGCCCCCCUCCCCGGACCGGAUGGGGAAACCCAGUUCAAUGGAUACAAAAUACAAGGAUGACUUAUUUCGGAAGUACGUGCAGUUCCACGAGGGCAAAGUGGACGCCCCCCCCAGCAAGCAGAGGCCUGGCAGCGAUGAGCACCUGCGGGUGGCGGCCUCGACCCUGCUCAGCCUGCACAAAGUCAGCCCUUUUUAUCGAUUCCGGAUGAUCCAGUUCUAUGAGGUGGUGGAGCGCUCCCUGCGCUCACUGGGCUCUGCCAGCCUUCGAGCCUUGCACUGCGCCUUUGGCCUGCUAGAGACCCUGGGCGUCAACCUCUUUCUCUACCCAUGGAAGAAAGAGUUCAAAAGCAUCAAGACCUACACAGGCCCAUUCGUUUAUCACGUCAAGUCGACGUUACUGGAAGAGGACAUAGGGGCCAUCCUGAAUUACAUGGGCUACGUGCCAGAGUUGGGGACUGUGUACAAGCUCCAAGAGCUGGUGGAGACCCUCCAGGUGAAGAUGGUCUCCUUUGAGCUCUUUCUGGCCAAGGUGGAGUGUGAGCAGAUGCUGGAAAUCCACUCACAAGUGAAGGACAAGGGCUACUCUGAACUGGAUGUCGUGAGUGAGCGCAAGACCAGUGCCGAGGAUGUGCGGGGCUGCUCAGACGCCCUGCGGUGGCGGGCCGAGGGCAGGGAGCAUCUGACAGCCUCGAUGGCCCGGGUGGUGCUCCAGAAGUCAGCCAGUGAGCGGGCAGCCAAGGACUACUACAAGCCCCGUGUGACCAAGCCCUCGAGGUCAGUGGACACCUAUGACAGCCACUGGGAGAGCAGGAAGCCACCCCUGAAAGCUUCAUUGAGUCUGCGGAAGGAGCCUGUGGCAGCAGACUUGGGGGAUGACGUCAAGGACGAGAUCAUCCGCCCGUCCCCCUCGCUCCUGACCAUGUCCAGCUCCCCACAUGGCAGCCCGGAUGACCUGCUGGCUCCCUCUCCCAGUAACGGCCUUGGCCUGCUGCGCAGUACAUACUUCUCCACUCAGGAUGACGUGGACCUGUACACAGAUUCAGAACCGAGGGCCACGUACCGCAGGCAGGAUGCCCUGCGGCCGGAUGUGUGGCUGGUCAGAAACGACGCCCACCCCCUCUACCACAAGCGUACGACCCCCGCCAAAGAGUCUGCCCUUUCCAAGUGCCAAAACUGUGGUCUGUCAUGCGGCUCCACCCUCUGCCAGCGCUGCGACAGCCUGCUUGCCUUCCCUCCGGCCUCCAAGCCUAGCGCCAUCCCCAGCAAGGCCUCCACCCACGACAGCCUGGCCCACGGGCCAUCUCUGCGGGAGAAGUACGUGAGCCAGAGUCAGGGCCUUGACCGGCUGCCGCACCUGCACUCAAAGUCAAAGCCCUCUGCCAUGGCCACCUCCCGCUGUGGAUUCUGUAACCGCUCGGGCGCCACCAACACCUGCACCCAGUGUUCAAAAGUCUCCUGUGAUGCCUGUCUCAGCGCCUACCAUUACGACCCCUGCUGCAAAAAGAACGAGCUGCACAAGUUCAUGCCCAACAACCAGCUGAACUACAAGUCCACCCAGUUCUCCCAUCUUGUGUACAGAUAGACUUGACCUUGCACUUCUGCUACAAGGGCUACACCACUGACCGUUCUGGUUCCACGGUGAAGAGUAUGAAUGCAUUGAUCUUGGAAGCAGGGGCCUGCACUUGAGCAUGUAGGUGCCGGGGGUUCGCGGAGCUGGCUGCACCACAGGGAGGUUCACUCAGCCACCAUUGACUCGUGUUUCAACUGAUGGCUGCUUUGUCGUUUGACAAGGGAGAGGGUGGCGCUUCCGUUUAGAUUCAUUUUGCUAAUCUCUCCACUCCCUGUUCAGUUG
Orycteropus afer afer is the source of this 1940-nucleotide messenger RNA. It is a transcript of the gene SPATA2, whose product is annotated as spermatogenesis associated 2. Gene Ontology annotation, biological process: regulation of necroptotic process; regulation of tumor necrosis factor-mediated signaling pathway; protein linear deubiquitination. The record is from RefSeq and is a predicted model, not a curated record. Gene Ontology annotation, cellular component: cytoplasm. NCBI's taxonomy places the organism in Eukaryota, Metazoa, Chordata, Mammalia, Tubulidentata, Orycteropodidae.